GUGCGAUACACAUCUGCGCCGACGCUCCUGCUCAGAUGGAACGUACUUGACAGCGCCCAUCGUCUGUCGGGCGAAGUCGAGCGCGCGUCAUCGCGCGAGCGGUCAUGCAUCGAUGCAUCAGCAAUCUGAAAAGGUGUCGUGCUGGCUUCCGUCCUCCCCAACUCUCCUACCGCUCCCCUCGUAGAUUCAUCGCCAGGAUGAGCACCCCAUCCGAAAUCCUCGCGCGACUCCCUGCAACCUUCGAGGACGCGAAGACGACCGGGAACCUCUUCUUCUUCCCGUCCACCGUGCACACCCACGUCGACGAGUUCGGGAUCCCAUACGAGAUCCGGCUCUGCCCGGCGCUCCAGCACAAACCCCCACUGCCGACCCCCCACUUUGACGCCGAUCCAGAGAAGGAGGCGAAGAAACCAGAUCCCUUUGCACCGCCGUAUAAUGAGAAGCUGGUCGUGGGGGAGCUGCAGGGCGAGGAGCCGCAGGAUCAGUAUGUGGUGUUGCUUAACAAGUUUAGCGUCGUCCCCUGCCACUUCCUGAUGGUCACGAAAGAGUUCCAGUCCCAAUCAUCCCCGCUCCUCCCCCCAGAGCUGGCGCAGACGUACAAGCUCCUUGACGCCGCGUACAGAGCGGGGCAAAACCUCUUUGCGUUCUACAACUGCGGCGACCUAUCGGGCGCGAGCCAGCCGCACAAGCACAUCCAGUUCCUCCCCCUUCCAUCAGACGAGGUCGGGCCGCCCAUCGAGCGCCUCGCGCGCGAUGUGCAGCUCGAGCAGCCGGAUCGCCCGUUCACUAUAUCGAAGGUGCCCUACGCGAAUCACGUCUACCGCCUGCCCGCGGACCUGCUGUCGCGCUCGCCCGACCACCUGGAGGAGACGCUCUGCAACGCGUUCCUCCAGCUGCUUGAUCUGACCGUGUCGACCGUGCGCCACGACCCGGACUACCCCGCGGGCAACCCGUCGUACAAUGUGCUGCUCACGCGGAUGCAUAUACACGUUAUCCCGCGGCGCUUCGAGCACCACGAGCUGAAGGCGACGGGCGAGCGGCUGAGCGUGAACGCGCUGGGUGCAGCGGGUAUGCUGCUCGUCAAGAGCGAGCCGGAGCUGGAGGCAGUAAAGACGGAGGGUCUGGGGAAGAUCCUGCGGAGCGUCGGUCUGGAGAGCAUUCACGAGUUGCAGGUACAGACGGGUGCGUCUGCCCAAGAAGCAGAUGCCGCAUAGGAUUUGUUUGAUACCUGCGAUUCCAGCAUCUGCGCGGCGGCGAGUGAACGGAUGCGAACGCGCCCAUUGGGUAGACGGGUGCCCGUUCACAAAGGCACCGUAUAUCACUACUAGAAGGUGUUCUCUAUGAUUCUAUUUUAUCUAGAUGCCUGCACGGUCUCACCUACACCUGCUCAGGGCGGCACGAAGAUCCUUGACCUUCUCUGAGUGCUGGAUGUGCGGGUUUUGUUACAGCCGCAUACAAAGUCGC
Molecule: messenger RNA, 1464 nt
Organism: Schizophyllum commune H4-8
Lineage: Eukaryota; Fungi; Basidiomycota; Agaricomycetes; Agaricales; Schizophyllaceae
Product: ATP adenylyltransferase
Exons: 5
Coding region: 198-1214 (338 amino acids)
Biological process (GO): nucleotide metabolic process
Molecular function (GO): ATP:ADP adenylyltransferase activity; ATP binding
Source: RefSeq, a predicted model, not a curated record